Corylus avellana is the source of this 2011-nucleotide messenger RNA. The record is from RefSeq and is a predicted model, not a curated record. Lineage: Eukaryota; Viridiplantae; Streptophyta; Magnoliopsida; Fagales; Betulaceae.
UUAACCAAUCUUACUCAUCUGGAUCUGUCUUAUAACUACUUCAAUGGUUCCAUCCCCAAAAAUUUAGGGAAUUUGAGGAAUCUCCAUGAAUUAAGCCUACGUAGAAACUACUUCAAUGGACCAAUCCCUUCAUCUCUUUGGCUCUUAACCAAUCUCACCCAUCUGGAUAUGAGUUUUAAUCAAAUCAACGGUUUUAUAGCAUCUGAAAUAGGGAUGCUAAAGAAUCUUGUCUCUUUGGACCUAGAGGGUAACAUGCUCGUUGGUCAAAUUCCUUCUACUCUGGGCCAUUUAAGUAGUUUGAAUUCUUUGGACCUAAGCAAUAACAAGCUCAUUGGUCCAAUCCCUUCGACUCUGAGCCAUUUAAGUAUUUUGAAUUCUUUGAACCUUUCAAGCAAUCAAAUCAAUGGUUCCAUACCAUCAGAAAUGGGGAUGUUGAAGAGCUUGUUCAAAAUGGACCUUUCCAGGAAUCAAAUCAGUGGUCCAAUCCCUUCAACUAUAGGCAAUUUAACUGGUUUGCAAGCUUUGAUGCUUAGUGCAAAUCAAAUCAAUUGUUCCAUCCCGGUUGAAAUGGAGAAUUUGAAGAAUUUGGAUUUUUUGUUUCUCGAUCAAAAUAAUCUCACCGGCAAUCUUCCCUUUUUUUCGCCUUAUAGUAUGGGUCUCAAUUUGUCAUAUAAUUCGUUCAAUUGUGCAAUUCCAUGUCAAUAUUAUUAUUAUUAUUCACAUUAUGCAUACGACAUGUUAUUUGGCAACAAGGAUUCAUGCAAUGGUAGCUUCAAGGUUUUCGCUCCUUGCCCUGAGUUUUCCCCGACUACUAACAAAUCAAGAAUAACCAAACUAGAAAUUUUGGUUCCAAUCGCCAUUUUUCUUGGAUUCAUAGUUCUUGGCGGCUUUCUUCACUCGAGAUGCAAGGUUAAGAAGACCCAGUCUAACUCAAAAGAAACAAAGAAUGGGAACUUGUUCUCGAUAUGGAAUUACGAUGGACAUAUUGCAUAUGAAGAUAUCAUUGAAGCAACCGAGGACUUUGACAUAAAAUAUUGUAUUGGAACAGGUGGUUAUGGCAGCGUUUACAAAGCAAAAUUACCUGGUGGCAAAGUGAUUGCCUUGAAGAAACUUCAUCGAUUGGAGGCUGAGAAUCCAACUUUUGAUAUGAGUUUCAAGAACGAGGUAAAAGUGUUAACAGAAAUUCGGCAUCGAAAUAUUAUAAAACUUCAUGGGUUCUGUUUACAUAGACGAUGCAUGUUUUUGGUUUAUGAGUAUAUGGAAAGGGGAAGCCUAUUUUGUGUCCUGAGCAAUGAUGUUGAAGCUAUAGAAUUGGAUUGGAGCAAGAGGGUGAACGUCAUCAAAGGCACCGCCCAUGCCUUAUCCUACAUGCAUCAUGAAUGCAUUCCAACAAUUGUUCAUCGAGAUAUAACAAGCAACAAUAUUUUAUUAAACUCGAAACUAGAGGCUUUUGUCUCUGACUUUGGCACUGCUAAACUCCUUGAUCCUGAUUCCUCCAAUCAAACAUUAAUUGCGGGCACUUACGGUUAUAUUGCUCCAGAGUUGGCCUAUACAAUGAAAGUUACUGAAAAAUGCGACGUUUAUAGCUUUGGAGUGGUGGCAUUGGAAAUAUUAAUGGGAAGACAUCCAACGGAACUCUUAACUUCAUUAGCAUCACCGUCUUCUCAAAACGUGAUGUUACAUGAAAUAUUAGACCAACGUUUGCCACCUCCAACUUAUCUGGUUGCACAGGAUAUUUUUCUUGUCGCUGCAAUAGCAUUUGCAUGCCUCCAAAUCAAACCAAAGUCUCGGCCUACAAUGAAAUACGUGUCUCAAGAAUUUCUUUCUCGAAAGAAGCCAAUAGCCAAGCCUUUACAUGCAUUUUCACUAUGGCAGCUAAGGAACCAAGAAAUAUAUAUGGCUGGAUCAGGGGAUGAAACUCAAUUAUGAAGUGCUUGUUAUUAGGUUGAGUAUCAUAUUGUUUGAUGAACUUGUACGAAUAAAAAAUGUUGUGUAAUCUUUUCAUUUCUUC